AUGUCACCGCUAAAAUAUGGUUUUGCUAUUGAUCGUGGUGGUACUUUCACCGAUGUUUAUGUCCAUCGUUCAGAUGGUACUUCGCGUAUUAUGAAACUACUUUCCGAAGAUCGGAAUAAUUAUCAGGAUGCGCCAACUGAAGCUAUUCGACGAGUACUUGAGGAGGAAACCGGCGUGAUACUACCUCGUGAAACACCAAUUCCUACAGAUCGAAUUUCUUGGGUUAGAAUGGGUACCACAGUUGCAACCAAUGCUCUUCUCGAAAGGAAUGGUGCAAGAAUUGCAUUACUUAUCACCAAAGGUUUCAAAGAUUUACUUUUUAUUGGCAAUCAAUCGCGGCCACAGAUAUUCGAAUUCGAUAUUCGUUUACCCGAAUUACUUUAUGAAGAAGUAAUCGAAAUUGAUGAACGACUUAUUCUUGUCAACAAACAUUGUCAGAGUGAUUUUGAAGCUUUUCGAGUUAUGGCAUCAAAUGGCGAAGAAAUUAUUAUUGAAAAGAAACCUGAUGAAAAAAUUAUCACUGACCAAUUAGAAAAAAUAUAUCGAAGAGGUAUUAAAUCAGUCGCUGUCGUUCUUCUUCAUUCGUACAUAUAUCCGAAUCAUGAAAAAUUAAUCGCAGAAAUUGCAAGGAAUAUUGGAUUCGAAAAUAUAUCGCUUUCGAGUGAAGUAAUGCCAAUGUUAAAGAUUGUUCCGCGAGGAUUUACAACGUGUGUGGAUGCUUAUUUGACCCCUGUCAUUCAUGCAUAUAUCACUAGUUUUAAAGCAGGCUUCGUUAAUAAUUUAGAAGGAAUAUCUGUUCAGUUCAUGCAAAGUGAUGGUGGAUUAUCUGCUGUUGAAAACUUUUGUGGAUCACGAGCGAUACUUUCUGGUCCUGCAGGAGGUAUAGUUGGAAUGGCCCUCACAGCUUAUGAUAAUGUAUUAAAGAAACCAGUUAUUGGUUUUGAUAUGGGAGGUACUUCCACCGAUUUAGAUAUACAUACAGUUGCUGCUGGUGGGGGGUCGCGUUUAUACUUUCGUGAUGGUUUAUUAGUUGUUGGUCCUGAUUCAGCAGGUGCUAAUCCGGGACCUGUUUGUUAUCGAAAAGGUGGAUCAUUAUCAAUUACUGAUGCAAAUGUCAUUCUUGGGCGAAUUCUACCUGAAUAUUUUCCAUGCAUUUUUGGUUCUAAUGAAAAUCAAUCACUUGAUCGUGAAGCAGCGUUUGAAGCUAUGAUGCAAAUUUUGAAGGAAGUUAAUGAUUUUUACGACAAUGCUUCAGAAACGAAGCACCAAUCAAUGACAGUUGAAGAUUUAGCUCUUGGUUUCAUUGACGUAGCGAAUGAGACAAUGUGCAGAGCAAUUAAAUCAGUCACGCAGGCUAAAGGUUACGAUACAUCUCAGCAUGUUCUUGCAUGUUUUGGUGGUGCUGGUGGGCAGCAUGCUUGUUCGAUAGCAAAGGCUCUCGGUAUAAAGACUAUUUUUAUACAUCGUUUUUCUGGAAUUCUGUCUGCUUAUGGUCUAGCAUUGGCAGAUACUGUUUAUGAGGCUCAAGAACCUCUUGGAAUACAGCUUACACAAGAAAAUUUCGAUUCAUACGUUAAAGAACGAUUAACUUUGUUAAAAAAUAAGACAGCAAAUGAAUUAGCAAAAUUGGGAUUUAUCGCUAAGCACACUCGCUUCGAAUAUUUUUUACAUUUGCGAUAUGCCAAAACUGAUUGUUCUCUAAUUUGUCCCUCUAUUACAAAUGGCAUUGGAUUAUUACAAGAUUAUAUCGAUGCUUUCAAUAACGCAUAUAAUUUAGAAUUCGGAUUUGUUAUUCCUGGUCGUGAGAUAAUAGUUGAUGACGUUCGAGUUCGCGCUAUUGGAUCAAAUUCCAUAAUUGAAAAUAUAAAUGUAUCUAGCGAGUGUAACAAAAAAUUACCAGUGAAAACUACAUGUCAGAUCAGAUUCAAAGAGAAAAAGAUGAAUACAGCGGUUUAUGAUAUGCGAGAUCUAUUUUUUGGUCAUUCAGUAACUGGACCAGCUAUCAUUAUCGAUGCAGCAACCACAAUUGUGGUGGAACCAGAAUGUCGGGCUGUAAUCACAAAGAGAGGUGAUAUUGAAAUCUUCGUUGGCGAUCAGACACGUUUGCCGAUUGCGAUCAUAGCUUUUUUAGGAAGAAAUAUGGAUCCUAUCCAAUUGUCCAUUUUCAAUCAUCGAUUCAUGUCUAUUGCGGAACAAAUGGGUCAUAUUCUGCGACGGACAUCUAUUUCAACCAACAUCAAAGAACGUCUCGAUUUUUCUUGUGCAUUAUUUGGCCCUACUGGUGAUUUAGUAGCCAAUGCUCCACAUAUUCCGGUCCAUCUUGGUGGUAUGGAAGCGGCAGUUCGUUAUCAAAUCGAUCAUCUUGGUUAUGAAGGAUUUUCUGAUGGUGAUGUUAUAUUAAGCAAUCAUCCAUGUGCUGGCGGUUCCCAUCUUCCAGAUUUAACCGUAAUUACACCGGUUUACUACAAAAAUUUUAAAACUCCAGUUUUCUUUGUUGCUAACAGAGGUCAUCAUGCAGACAUUGGUGGUUUAGAACCUGGCUCAAUGCCUCCACAUUCUACUUGUCUUCAACAGGAAGGUGCGAUUUUUGUGAGUUUUAAAGUGGUUGAAAAUGGCAUUUUCCAAGAAAAUGCGUUGGUUGAAAAGCUUACUGCUCCUCGAAAUUUUCCUGGAUGCACCGGUGCGCGAAACGUUAGCGAUAAUUUGUCUGAUCUUAAGGCUCAAAUAGCCGCCAACCAAAAAGGAAUAAAUCUUGUUUGUGAAUUAAUUGAUCAUUAUGGUUUGGAUGUCGUGCAUGCAUAUAUGGAUCAUGUACAAAGUAAUGCAGAGGCUGCUGUUCGCAAGCUUUUAAUGGAGGUCGCUAAAAAAAUAAAAAAGGAAGAAAUAGCUCAUUUACAAGCUAUCGAUUUCAUGGACGAUGGGACACCAAUUGCUCUUUCUAUUAAAAUAGACUGUGGCACCGGUGAUGCGAUAUUUGAUUUCGAUGGUACAGGUCCUGAGGUUUAUUCAAAUUGGAAUACACCAAUUUCUGUUACUAUGGCAUCAAUUAUUUAUUGUCUAAGAUGCUUAGUUGAUAGUGAAAUUCCUCUAAAUCACGGAUGCCUUUCACCAAUACAGGUUAAGAUUCCUAAUGGUACAAUAUUAUGUCCAGACAAAUCAGCUGCAGUUGUUGGUGGGAAUGUACUUACAUCACAACGAAUUUGCGAUGUGAUUUUUCUAGCUUUCAAUGCUGUUGCGGCAUCACAAGGUUGUAUGAACAAUAUAACAUUUGGUAAUGAUAUUAUUGGAGGAUAUUAUGAAACUGUAGCUGGUGGAGCUGGCGCUGGUCCGUCAUUUAAUGGUCGAUCAGCAGUACAUACACAUAUGACAAAUACAAGAAUAACCGACCCUGAAUUGUUUGAAUUGAGAUAUCCAGUUAUUCUACGCGAAUUUUCAAUCCGUCAGAAUUCAGGCGGUAAAGGUAGAUAUAAGGGAGGUGAUGGUUGUAAGCGUUUUAUUCAAUUUCGGUGCUCGUUACGCCUUUCUAUCCUAACUGAACGACGUGUCUUUGCACCUUAUGGUUUAAAUGGUGGAUGCCCUGGUCAACGGGGCCUCAAUUUAUUACGGCUAAAAAAUGGCAGAUUGAUCAAUUUAGGUGGUAAAAAUAGUAUCGAUGUUCAUUCUGGUGAUAUAUUUGAAUUGCAUACUCCCGGCGGUGGAGGAUACGGAAAAUUUCAAUGA
This is a messenger RNA of Dracunculus medinensis (Guinea worm), 3720 nucleotides long. NCBI's taxonomy places the organism in Eukaryota, Metazoa, Nematoda, Chromadorea, Rhabditida, Dracunculidae. The record is from the annotation of a GenBank genome assembly.